AUGACCGGCUCCGACAAAGACAAGCAAACAACCACCACUACACCCUUCCAUCCCGCAACAACCGUCACCAACAUCCGCAACCAUAUCCCCAUCAUCCUUGAUAGCGAAGAAGGUAACUAUAAUUCAUGGAUGGCUCUUUUUAAGGUACAGUGCACUGCGUGUAAGGUCUUGGAUCACCUUACCCCUCCUGCCACAGAAUCCUCUUCAACCGCAACCCCCACUCCUUCUAAUGCGGAGUGGCUCCGUCUUGACGCCAUUGUACUUCAGUGGAUCUACAUCACCAUCACCCCGAAUCUGUUGACAACCAUCCUUCAUCCAGAUGACACUGCCGCACAAGCUUAG
Erigeron canadensis is the source of this 342-nucleotide messenger RNA. RefSeq lists its product as uncharacterized. Lineage: Eukaryota; Viridiplantae; Streptophyta; Magnoliopsida; Asterales; Asteraceae. The record is from RefSeq and is a predicted model, not a curated record. The transcript has a single exon. The coding region runs from base 1 to 342 and encodes 113 amino acids.